Molecule: messenger RNA, 2623 nt
Organism: Silurus meridionalis
Lineage: Eukaryota; Metazoa; Chordata; Actinopteri; Siluriformes; Siluridae
Gene: adra1bb
Product: adrenoceptor alpha 1Bb
Exons: 3
Coding region: 385-1833 (482 amino acids)
Biological process (GO): cell-cell signaling; positive regulation of cytosolic calcium ion concentration; adenylate cyclase-activating adrenergic receptor signaling pathway
Cellular component (GO): membrane
Molecular function (GO): alpha1-adrenergic receptor activity
Source: RefSeq, a predicted model, not a curated record
ACUGGUGACUAGCUGCCCCUGCAUAACGGCCUAGGCUCUUUCAUGAAUCCUAAUCAUACGGUUCCAUCAGCAAUAUCAGACCAAGCGAAAAGAUUUGGUCUCUGGUAAAAGCAAAAGCAGAAUCUGGAGCCAAAUGACGUAUUUUGAGCACACACCUCUGACACACUGCUGAGAUGAUCAAGGAGCCGGAAAGUGCUUCACAAUACCCUCACCACCCCAUCAACCCCACCGCCUAAAGAAACCAGUCCACAGGAAAAAGGAAAAGGGGGUGUGACGCGGUGCGCAUCAGGGAUCUGGAGUCGCGCGGUGAAGCUCAGACACCCGGAGUGUUUGCACCGCUCCAACUUUUACCGCCUGGAGGAGAGAUGAUCAUGUCUCGCAGCCAUGGUUCCCGAAAAUGACUCGUGCGCGCUCUUUAACGACACCGUGUGUAACGGGACCGGAGCGCACCACCCGGCCUUGCGCCUCUCCCGGGCGCUUCCUCUGGGUCUGGUCCUGGGUGCGUUUAUCGUGUUCGCGGCGUUAGGCAACGCGCUGGUGGUGGCGUCGGUGCUGCGGGACAGGCGACUUCGGGCGCCCACGCACUGGCUGAUCGCGAACCUGGCGGCGGCGGACCUGCUUCUCAGCGCCGCCGUGCUGCCGGUGUCGGCGGCGCACGAGAUCCUGGGGCGCUGGGCGUUCGGCAGCGUGUUCUGCGACGUGUGGGCCGCGCUAGACGUGCUGUGUUGCACGGCGUCCAUCCUGAGCCUGUGCGUCAUCUCAGUGGACCGGUACGUCGGCGUGAGCCGCCCGCUGGCCUACUCGCGCAUCGUGACGCGUCGCCGCGCCGCGCUCGCUGCGCUCUCGGUGUGGCUCGCCUCCGUGCUCAUCUCCGUCGGCCCACUGCUCGGCUGGAAGCAGGCGCGCUCGCCGGACGACACCGCGUGCGACAUCACCGAAGAGCCCUACUACGCGCUCUUCUCGUCGCUCACGUCCUUCUACAUCCCGCUGGCGGUCAUCCUCGCCAUGUACUGCCGCGUCUACAUCGUGGCCAAACGUACGAGUCGGAGUUUGGAGCUGGGUGUCCGGAAGGAGAGGAUCAACUCCACCGAUGUCACGCUGAGGAUCCACCAGGGCUCCAGGACGCGCGAGGAAGCGGCACAGCACCAUAACCAUCAACAUCACCAGCACCAGCAGAGGAGCGCGCUCAUGGUCACGGUGCUGAAAUUCUCCCGGGAGAAAAAAGCAGCCAAAACAGUGGGAGUUCUGGUCGGAGCGUUUACUGCGUGCUGGCUGCCCUUCUUCAUCACCCUACCAAUAGUCUCCUUCAACACUGACCUGCGUCCACCAAAAGCCGUCUCUAAAUUCAUCUUCUGGCUCGGCUACUUCAACAGCUGCGUGAACCCCGUCAUCUACCCGUGUUACAGCCGCGAGUUCCGCCGGGCGUUCGCCCGAAUCCUGCGCUGCUGGAGGCGUGGCUCGGCGUGGAGAACGUUUCCACCUCCUGGCGUCGCCUCCCCCUUCUGCCAGGCCAGGAAAGACUCCAGAGACUCCAUGGAGAACUUCAGCAGCUACAUGUACGGCAGCCAUAGAACGCUGUCUUUCUCCAGUCCGUGUCCAAGUCCUGGGAUCAAGAGUCAGUUUCCGUUCUCUGAGCAUGGACACGGACAUGGACACGGACCCUCACGGAGCAGGAACAACUCGGUGUUGGUGGAGAAUUUUACAGAUCGGCCGCUGGAGCCUGUCAGAGAAGAUACGCUGCAAGACAACGGACAGAUCAAUCCGAAAAAUGCAGAGACUCUCUCCGGCAAGGAGACGCACGAUAAAUCAAGUGGUGAAGAUCGUUGCUCCUAAACUGAGCGACUAAUAAACUCCAUGUUUACGUGUCAUUAAUAAAUGUAAAAAAUUAGUGUUUUUUGCAAAGUCAUCGUUUUCUCACGAAGGUUUGUGGACACCUUCUCACCAUAGUAUUAAUUUUAACAUCCAAAUCCUCAUUUAAUCCUCAUUUGCUCUUAAAACAAGCUCCACUUUUUUUUGAGAUGUUGUUCCACUAGAUUUUUGGUGUUGUAAAGUCAGGUACUGAUGCAGGUGAGAAGGUGAAGAGCUGUUCACCUGCAGGCCACUCAAGACCUUCCACACCCAUGGAAAGCAGAUCUUCAUGGAACUGGUUUGGUGCACAGGGGGCAUUGUCAUUCUGACUCAGGUUUGUGGUCUUCAAGUUGAACUGAAGAGAAAAUUUCAUGCAAAGACGUCCUACAAAAUGAUGUGCUUCCAACUUUCAGUUUAGAGAAGAACCACAUGUAGCUGGAGAAGUCGUGUCCCAAUACUUUAGCUUUUUUUUUUCUUUUUACAAAUUUGUUGGUAAUUCGUUUCGAUAAAAAUAAGACCCGUGACGUUUUCUCCUCGUUUGCUCGCUUUUCUCCUCCACCCCUUUCCAGAACCUGGAGUGUUUCUCACACAGAACACCUGAUCAUCACACCUGAAAACUGUAAGUGAAGCUGAUGAUCUUCAUCCAGCCACAGCUUUAGGAUAAACCCUGAAACCCUAAAAGUCUCAGAGAAGAAAUUCUGGACUAAACGAUUUGUGAUGUUUGUGUGUUUGAUGCGACACUCGUUUAUUUAAUAAAAAGUGUCAUUUGUAAGAA